AUGUGUUGUCUCUGCGACGAAGAAAUUCUGUCGACGAGUGGUUUGCCUCACGACGACCUUGCCGCGCACACGCAACCUCCGCGCCCGCCGCCGCGCCGCAACCACUUGCCUCCGCUCCUCUGUUGCUGCCGCGUCGUGAAAGUGUUGCGCACGUGUGGCGUGGCGCGAGUGUGUGAUGCUCGAGACGCGCAGCGGCGGGCGCCGGCGCCGCGAGUAGCCGCGAUCAUGCGGGGGCCGCGCACCGCGCUCGCCGCCGCCGCUUGCCUCGCAUUCAUCGUCUUGCUGGCCCAACAUUCCUCUGCUUCUUCAGAUAUCAUCAGCGGGCACCGCGCGCCGUGCUCCAACGAGGGCGAACCGGUCAGUCUUCAGGACGCCAAGCUGGAUCAGAUCUGGAAAAGCUGCUUCCGCUGUAUUUGUAAGAACGGGUUCGUGGAGUGCCGGAACGGAGGAGAAGAGUGUGGCGAUAUGAAAGAGUGCGCAGUGGUGAUGCCUCGCGAAGGCUGCUGUGCGCGAUGUAAAGGGUGCUGGUAUAAUGGGACUGAACACGCUUCUCAUACGGAAUGGGCAGACGACGGCAAAGUGCUACGCUGUGAGGCCGGUGUCAUCACUAUCUCAAGACCAGAGUGCUACUCGCCUUGUGAAAAGCCCAAACACCAGAGGCAUACUCACUACAACUGUCCUGUUUGCGAUGGAUGCAGAAUCAACGGGCAACUUGUGCGGGAAGGACGAGAUGUGCGCAUUACAGAGGAACCGUGUCUAUCAUGUAGAUGUGUGCAUGGUUCUUUAUCGUGUGCUAAGCGCGCCUGUCCUGUGCUUCCUUGUCAUGACACUCAGCAGCAUACACCGAUAGGGGAGUGUUGUCCGCGGUGCAAGUACAACACCAUGGAUAAAAUUAUGCCACUUUCAGGAAAUAAGUCAUGCAUAAUCGGACAACACUUCAACGCCCAUCUCACCACGUUUCGAGUGGACCCGUGCACAGACUGCACAUGUAUGAACGGCACAGCGGUGUGCAUGAGACAUACUUGUCCUGUAUUGACAUGCGGUGCUCGAGCGCUGCCCCCGCCUCCCGGCAAAUGUUGCCCAGUCUGCCCUCAAGUCGAAGAAGCUAAGGCUUCCUGUAUUAUUGGUGGAAAAACUUAUCAAGACGGAGAUACCUGGCAACUCGACGCAUGUAAAUCUUGUGAAUGCCAUGCAGGUGAACCACGCUGCGCCAUGGAAAGCUGUCCUACUAUGUCUUGCUCUUCGGAUCAAGUUUUGCGCCAAAUGCCCGGCCAGUGCUGUCCAAAGUGCAUCGAUAUUGACGGAAUAUGUACGGUCUUUGGCGAUCCCCACUACAAAACUUUCGAUGGAAAAUUCUAUAGUUUUCAAGGAUCGUGCAAAUAUCAACUGGUCUCGGAUUGCGUUAACAACACAUUUUCAAUAAGAAUAUCAAAUGACGCAAGAAAUACAACGCAUUCUUCAUGGACACGAACAGCGACGCUUCGCAUUGGCGCCACCAAAUUCAACAUGGGCAAGAAGAUGCGCAUUAAAGCUAAUGGACAGAGAAUAACAUUGCCGUAUGUUAUGAACGGUGUCGCUGAAGUAGCUCGCAACAAUGGAUCAGUUUUGCUGAAAGCUGAUAUUGGCAUACAAAUACUUUGGGAUGGUGACGGCUUUUUAGAAGUGACGGUAUCCAGUGCAUAUAAAGGAAAACUGUGUGGAUUAUGCGGUAAUUUUAAUUCUGUUGCUAGAGAUGAUAUGAAGUCACGAGAUGGAAAAUUGUUGAGUGAUCCAUGGAAAUUUGGCAUGUCGUGGCGCGUGGGUGGAACACGUGCUUGCACUCGUCGUCAAGAGCGACCAAUGAACCCGCGUUGUAGGCAGACCAAGAUGACGAAGGCUCGAAGACUUUGUCGAGGAUUUGACAGAAAUGAAGCGUUUGCAGAAUGUAGACUCCGGAUGAAUCCUUAUAAUUAUCGGGAGGCUUGUUAUUUGGAUGCUUGUAACUGUGUAGGUGUUCGGUGCCACUGUGCAGCGUAUAGAGCAUAUGCAAGGGAAUGCACGCGACUUGGGGCAGAACCGGCGAAUUGGGCUGAGAGUGUUUGGUGCGAAGGCCGAUUGCCACCUUGGCUAGGCCGCGGGCGGAGAGGUCAAGGUCGAGCAAUUAAGCAGCAGGAUACGUUGCCAACAUUAAGCACGCUUCCUAUGAAGCCCAGGGGUCGAGCGCGGCCACCACCUCCGAUCUUACACUGAAAAUUACGUCGGCAUCAUAUCUACUAGUCAUAUUUGCCGGAGUGGCAAAGUGAGAGUAUUACGAGGGCAGUACUGCACGGUAUGUUAGAUAUACCUACGAGAAAACUUUACAAGGAACGAAGAUCUAUCUACACAAACAGUAUUCAAAUAACUACUUAUACUUUACAUGUAUAGUUAGAUAAAUAUGCGUAAUAUAAAUGAUGCCCAGGGUUUGGAACCGCUUUAAAAAACCGUUUAUUUUCGUCAUCACUGGUUAAUUUAUCGUUUAUUGAUUUAUCGGUUAAUCUAACAAAUGUUGUGAACUGCACUAACCUACACCAAAUAAAAUAAAUUAGUUUAACUGAAACGAUCGCGGCCACCAUUAAAAAGAGCAAAUAGCCAGGGAGAAAGUAGAUGAUCGAGACGGUAAAAGGGCGUGUUGCUAAACAGAUGGGUGUCUGGGUUGGAGCGGGCGAGGUGCCCCAAAUACCACAGGAAUGAUCAUUGCGAUCUUGCAACCGGUCGCCAUUCGGCACAAUGGAGUAUACCGGGUUUUUUGGUGAGCAGGAACACCUUUUGUAGGUAGCUAUACUAUUACUUCUCUACCUACUACUUGACACCAGUCUGCAAAGAAUUUGGCUUUGAACCACGCCUCCCUCUGCAACCAGGCGCUUAAUACAGUCAACAUGGAGUAGGACACCAAUCCACAAAUAUAACAAAAUUACCCAGAACGCCUUUUGAACAUGGCUAUCCCAAACAUCAAGCUGAAAUAUAAUUUAAAUUUCAAGGUAGUAUUUAGGCUUUGCCUGAAUGGUGAUCGCCGACCAUAGUCGAAACCUAACUUUGGGAACGUAUCAUUCAUUUGGCACCAGGCGUAGGUAAAGUUGCUUCAUCAAUAAAGAAUCAUGACCAAUCGGUCAAGUAGACCGAAUAUUGCAAUUGUUUUGUACAGUGGUUUCCGAACGGGAAAGGACACCCUUUCAACCACAAUUCACACAAUGUUUAUUGACACAGAUACAUUUAUUUCUGAAACAAAAAGCAUCCUUGCUAUCUGUAAUAUGAAACCAACUUAUAUUUGCUGUCUUUGCUUAUACCAAUUUAUAUACGCAUACCAAUGAUUUGACGCAUACUGUUAUGUGCUGGACUCUUUUAAGGAGAGGGCUUAUUCUUUGUUUAUUAACCUACACAGGCCCACUAGUGUGCAUGGAACUCCUUUGAGUAUAGUGUUUAAGAUUGAUUUAUCAAUCUACAUACGUCCACUGAUCUGUCCCCCUUGUCAUAACUAACGUAAUCGAUAUUUUUAUUCAAUUUGAUUGAUUAACAUAUCUAGGAUCACCGAAGCGAGACCUACAACAGCCUCUAAUUGGUCUAUUAUAUCUUAUUUAGUUUCGGUUUUAGUGUUAAGCAUCAUCAGCGCGAUUGACGUUUUAUACUAACAAAAAAGACUUUAGGUGCAUUGACCUACCAACAAAUGCCAAUGCGCUAUUUAUGACAAGAGGGCAGUGCUGUAUACGGGCCAUUUACUUAGCAGGCAAGCAUUAUCCCCACUACGAAAUCACUGCUUAGUAACAUUUUGAACGUGUCUAUUAAUUAUAGGCAUUAGUAACAUUACGGACUUGGACGUAUCGGCCACAUGCAGUUAUGUCUUAUUGGUCAUGGCUGUCCAACUUCCCAAAUACAUCAUGUGUGUCCGUCGUGUCGGGCAUGUUCAUCAUGACUGUCAUGUCUGUCAUAGCCAACUGCGUCUGUGGCACCUGUUGUACAAGGCCAGAUUGCCUUGUGUGUCAUGUCCGUCAUAUGAUACAACGAAGACGAUCGCAAUACAAAAAAUGUUGACGAUAUGAGCGACCUACUUAAUCUGUUUAUUUUAAGUUUUCAACAACCAAACAACAAUAGAAAAAUUCCAAAUGCAACUGAAGAGAGAAAACAAAUUAACCAGUUUAUGUUGUUUAGAAAUUGAUACCGGUUUUCCGAGCCCUGAUAAUACCUAUUACCUUUUAAUAGUUAGAAAUGCAUCAUAAGCGCGCUGGUGCCUCGUGGAUAGCUAUCAGUUUCACUUUAUGUAUAAAAAGGUAUUUGUGAAACGGCUUCAUGGAUGGAUUCGUGUCUUAUUGUAUUACAACGUAUUAUUAAGCUAUCUGCGUGCACUUAAUCAUAACAGAUUUGUAGAUUAUAACCUUGUGUAAAAUUGUUACAAAUAAGCAUUUACAAUAUUCAUUCCUAUAGUCAUCGCUGAAAAUAAAGUAUGUUGUUUUUGCUAUUGUAGAUAUAAUAAUUUAUUACAUUUUUAUGCUAAAUUUUUUGAGAAAAUGUGAUAAUUAGCUUUGACUACGAAUAUUUCAGCCCAAAUACGGACUUUUAAUAAAAAAAUAGUUUAAAUUGAGAUCUCACCUUUAGGUAGUUACAAAACCUUAGAUAGUUCUAUCUGAAGCCAAGAAGCUAAAUAAUUUGAAAUAAUUUUUUGAUAUGUACAUAUGAUAAAUAAUUCAUUGAUCGCUUGUAAUAAGUAUAUUAUUGUAUAGGAAUAUUGUUUUGGUCGAAGACAAGGGAAAACUUAGUUUGUAGAUAUGUUACCAAUGAAUUCUAUUUUUGACUCUUAAGUUAAAAAGAAGAUUAGAUAAUUCUCCCUGCCCAGUCGGGAAUGUUUUCUCUUGGCUUAAGGAAAAUAUAUAGUGCCAUUACAGAAGGAUUUGACAACAUAAUGUUAAUAUGACUUAGGUUCUACCACUUUAUGGUUCUUCCACUUUGUGUUUUUUUAGGAAGUGUUUUCCUUUUAUAACUUUUGAUAUAUAGGGGACGGGAAUUUAUAAAUACAGGGAAAUUAAGUGGAAAAGAAAAUAAAUCAAUCAUAUACAAAUACAAAUAAAGAAAGUAAAUAAUGGAGAAUAAUACAAUUCUUUGUCAGUACUUAUUGUACUUGUCUUUUUAAAAAUAAGUGUCCUCAAGAGAGUUUUGUAAAGUCCUGUAUUUGUUCAUAGAAAGGUCAAGUUUCUGACCCGGUGUAGACUUCACUAAUUUUGAUGAUCAGUGUAAAAAGUUUCAAAGCUACGUUGAUCAAAGACAAAUGCUGUACAAACGUUUCAUGUAAAUUUUACGUCUCUCUUUUUGAUAUGCUUAUUUGUUCGUUUGUUUUUGUAUAAAUUCUUUCUAGAAUUAGUUUUGUACAUAUAAGUUUGUUUAGUCUCGUUUCUAUAACUUAUUUUUAAUUAACUACUUUUACACAGUCUGUGUAAGUAAUUACAAAUUGUAUACUUAUUCUUGUCUGAAUACAACUUAUUAAGUUCCCUUUUAAUUUACUUACUUAUUUUGUACUAAGCUGAGUCUACGUUUAAGUAGGCUUUUAAAUUAUUGACUAAAAGGAGAUCAGUCAAUUUAUAGAAAAUCGGGUCGAAACAAAAGUUAAUAAAAAUACAGGCCGACGAAAAAAACUAUUGGUUCAUUGAGUAGGACAGUUUGAGCUAUUACAAUUACAUUAGAUGUUUUUAAGUUCGAAAAGCGACUACUUUGCAAUAGAAAAAUAUUCAAUAUUAUAAAAAAUUUUCAUAGGCCCGUAAAACGAAAUGAAUGUAAUGUAAUGAAGUUUAUUGUUUUAUAGAACAUUUUCUACUGUUGCUAUUAUAUUACUAUAUUGAUUACAAAUCUAUUAACACAAUCACUUAGAAUAUGAUGAUAGAACGGGGUACUCCGUUACUACUACUAUAUGGAUCUCAAUAAACCAACUACGGGCUUUACAGUGUGAUGCCCAAGUGCUUUCUAUGUAGUUGCCGCCUACUGUUUCUUCCUAGAGAAGCAUCAACAACGUAUCGACAAAAUUCAAUGAUUUACAUAUAUUGAACAAAUUUGAUAUUGAAUCAAUAUAACGACUACCAGAAAGUACUAACAUUUUUAUGUGCUGUAUUAUUUAAUACUGUCCAUGAAAGGGUUCUGUUAUAUAUGUGCACACAUAAAGUAGGAGCUAUACCUUACUGCCCUUUUCCUAAUGAUGCGAUAUGCACUAGUAGUGGUUCAUCUCCAAAUAGAUUGUAGGUUUUGGCCCUGGCCUUGUGCUCUCGCUCUCCGCCCGACAUCCGUCCGAAACAAUUAGGUACUGUCAAAUAAGUAGUAUUCGAUCAAAUUAAAAAACGCAUGAUGCGAAUGAAGUUUCAUACUUAACAUUAUCUCUUAAUUUGGUCGAGUAUUAAAAAAACAAUCAAAAAGUGUUUAUUGAAGUACAAUCUGCAUAACAAAACAGAGGUUGAAACCAUCCUAUUAAGUAAUUGAAUACUUGUGUCGGGAGGUCCCGCUCUUCCUUAAACAUAGUUUAGCAAAGAUGUUGAACAAAAAAACAAAAGAUUUGUAAUUAAUUUUUACCUUACGUUAUAAUCUGAUAUGAAUGUUAUUAUUAUUUACAGUAAUUGCUUCAGAUGGAAAACACGAGAGUAGACCCCGUGAUGUGGUAGGAUUGGAUUCGCCAUAGGUACGCAAAGAUCCCCACCCCGCAAUUCUCUUAUGCGCCUCCCAAAUGUGUGGUAAUUGUCCCAUUGUGUAGAACAUGUUCACCAUGGUAACUUCGAGCUUGCUUUGUGUUUGUAAAUCUGUCAAUGCGGUUUUCUUUCAACCAUUAUUGUUCAAUUUGAUUAUUUACAAGCAAAUUUUCAAAUUGAUUGAUUAUAUCUAUAAAUUUGUCCAUGCUUGGGAUUUCUCGUCGUCAAUGCGUUUGCAUUAUUCAAAAUAACAGACCAAAAUUAGUAAUACAAAAAAAAGUGAUGAGCUCUUAAAUAUUUAUUGAUUUUCUUCCCGGCCAAAUAUGAGUGAUCUCCUUUUUUGUGUACCUACUUUAUUAAAUAGUACUUAUGUAGAUUCUCAGAAAUAUUUAAUUUUUAAAGUUUCAUUGAAUACAUUGAGAUGUUUUUGAUGAUUCUUACAAUUUAUACCUACAAGCUUUUGACCAAAUAUUUAAUGGAUUUUAGUUAUAAAGGACCUAUUGGUGCGUUUGCCAUAUUAAAAUGUCUGUUUAAAUUUUUAAGUAGGUCUUUCAUGUUAAAAUUAAAAUUUGUAUGAAAUUAAAAUGUAAAUUGCAUUUCGCUUAAUGCCUUGAAAGGUCGUUGGCCCCAUACAUUGAUAGUUUGCGA
Messenger RNA from Hyposmocoma kahamanoa, 7319 nucleotides. It is a transcript of the gene cv-2, whose product is annotated as BMP-binding endothelial regulator protein. Gene Ontology annotation, molecular function: protein binding. The transcript is spliced from 8 exons. Bases 1 to 2229 code for a protein of 742 amino acids. Lineage: Eukaryota; Metazoa; Arthropoda; Insecta; Lepidoptera; Cosmopterigidae. The record is from RefSeq and is a predicted model, not a curated record.